AUGUUGAAUCGCAGAAAACCGACAGCAACUGUGACGAUAACAACAACAUCGUUAAUUAUGACAACAACAGAAAGAAAAGUUCGAGCUUAUUCCUCCUGGAAUCAAUAUGGAUAUACAAUAGUUGGAAGCGACGGACCAAGUCCGAAUUUGACCGAACUCCACAGUCCUACCGGAAUCGAUAUUGAUGAUGAUGGAACAGUUUAUAUUUGUGAUAGUAUGAAUCAUCGUAUUAUUAGACGAAGAUCAAAUUCGACGACUAAUGAAGUUGUUGCUGGUGGAAAUGGCGAAGGAAACCGGAUUGAUCAAUUAAAUACACCAUUAGAUGUUAUUAUUGAUAAAAAGAAAAAUUCUCUCACCAUUUGUGAUUUCAAAAACUAUCGAAUAAUGAGAUGGUCUCUUCAAAACCAAACAGAACCACAAAUAAUUAUAUCUAAAAUUGUUUGUAGAGGCCUUGCAAUCGAUCAAGAUGGUACCAUAUAUGUUAGUGAAUAUUAUAAUGACAUAGGUAUAGUAAAACGAUUCAAAGACGGCGACUUAGAUGGAGAAAUCAUAGCUGGUGGGAAUGGACGAGGAAAUCAUUCGAAUCAGUUGAUGGCUCCUAGUUAUCGCUUUGUCGAUCAUGAUUAUUCAGUCUAUAUAUCAGAGAGGGAAAAUACUCGUAUAUCAAAAUGGUUGAAGGAUGCGAAAGAAGGUAUUGUUGUUAGCGGACCUAGUUUUGGAGGUAAUAUGCGACAAAUGAGAUACAAUCGUGGAUUUACCUUGGAUUGUUUUGGUCAUAUUUUUAUAGCUGAUUCUUGGAAUAAUCGAAUUGUACGUUGGUCAAAAGAUCUUCACGAUGUGAUGGUUAUUCUUGGUGGAUACGGAUGGGGUCGUAAAUUACAUGAAUUAAAUAGACCAGAUGAUGUAGUAUUAGAUCGUCAAGGAAAUCUUUAUGUUGUCGAUACAAAUAAUCAUCGAGUGCUCAAAUUUGAUGCAGAAGAUUAA
Adineta ricciae is the source of this 984-nucleotide messenger RNA. Lineage: Eukaryota; Metazoa; Rotifera; Eurotatoria; Adinetida; Adinetidae. The record is from the annotation of a GenBank genome assembly.